Molecule: messenger RNA, 321 nt
Organism: Echinococcus granulosus
Lineage: Eukaryota; Metazoa; Platyhelminthes; Cestoda; Cyclophyllidea; Taeniidae
Exons: 2
Coding region: 1-321 (106 amino acids)
Source: RefSeq, a predicted model, not a curated record
AUGAGUGAUACUUCGAAUAAGACUCCAAACCCAAAAGAAUCUCCUCCGUCCCAAAAUGCUGAUGCUACAACGGAACCAGAUAGUUGUGGUAAUGCAGUCGAUCCUCCAGUUUCUGAGAAGGAGUACCUCAAUGAAUGUUUCUCAUUCCUUUUCUACUUACAAAUUCUUGAUGUAUUUACAUUGUUUCUAUCAACUUACUUAUUCGACGAACAUUUUCUGAACUUCUCAAACAAUCAAACCCCAAAAGAACCAUUUGAACAAGGUUGUGAAAUACCAGCUGCUCAAUCCUAUCGUAGUCACAUGCAUGAAAAUACUAGAUAA